This is a messenger RNA of Cladophialophora carrionii CBS 160.54, 6903 nucleotides long. RefSeq names its product protein pyrABCN. The transcript has a single exon. Gene Ontology annotation, biological process: 'de novo' pyrimidine nucleobase biosynthetic process; L-citrulline biosynthetic process; UTP biosynthetic process. Bases 1 to 6903 code for a protein of 2300 amino acids. Gene Ontology annotation, cellular component: cytoplasm; cytosol. Gene Ontology annotation, molecular function: metal ion binding; dihydroorotase activity; carbamoyl-phosphate synthase (glutamine-hydrolyzing) activity. Lineage: Eukaryota; Fungi; Ascomycota; Eurotiomycetes; Chaetothyriales; Herpotrichiellaceae. The record is from RefSeq and is a predicted model, not a curated record.
AUGAAUCGGACGGUCCCAAUAGCUGUCGAUGGCCGGCCGAUGUCGAGUGACAGCAAUUUGCCUCAGAGCCCAACUGUGGCCGCGUCCGUCGGGCUCAGCAACACCGAGAGGCCACUCUCCCCGAACUACCAAGUAGAUGGCGAUGCUAUGGACGCUCUCAAUCUGAUGGCUGCGAGUCAAAGCUUCAAGGAUGAGCAAUCCAAGGUGUACCUCGAACUGAAAGAUGGCCAGGUUUUCGAAGGGCUGAGCUUCGGGGCCGACAAGAGCGUCUCUGGAGAACUCGUCUUCCAGACUGGCAUGGUCGGCUAUCCAGAGUCCAUCACAGAUCCAUCGUACCGCGGUCAACUCUUGGUCAUCACUUUUCCAUUGGUUGGCAACUAUGGUGUGCCAUCUAGAGACACUCUAGAUGAGUUGCUCGGUGAUCUCCCCAAGCACUUCGAGUCCGACGAGAUCCACAUCGGCGGCCUGGUCGUCGCCUCAUACGCUGGCGAGAGUUACUCCCAUCAUCUAGCAACUUCUUCCCUUGGCACCUGGUUGAAAGAACAAGGAGUCCCCGCAAUAUGCGGAGUCGAUACCCGGGCUUUGACGAAGAUCAUCCGUGAAGAAGGCAGCAUGCUAGGCCGAAUUCUACAAGCCAGACCAUCUCCGAAGUCGAAGCUCACCAACGGCGUCAAGUCGAAUCCCCUCACAAACGGAGACGUGGUGAUGGGCCCACAGAACUGGCGAGAGCAAGUCGAAGAAGUCGAGUGGCAUGACCAGAACAAGAGAAAUCUAGUGGCAGAGGUCUCUGUGAAGGAACCCAAAGUCUACUCCCCUCCGAGAUCUCGAGCUCUGCUUCAUCCGUCUGGGAGACCUGUUCGAGUGGUGGUUGUGGAUGUGGGUCUCAAAUACAACCAGCUUCGCUGUCUGUUAGCACGGGGAGUUGAGGUUCUUGUAGUUCCUUGGGAUUAUGACUUUCCAGCGCUGGCUGGGAAAGACUACGACGGACUUUUCAUCUCCAAUGGGCCUGGAGAUCCUGCAAUGAUGACACCUACAGUCAAAAACAUUGCGGAAGCCAUGAAGGAGGGACGGACACCCAUCUUUGGGAUAUGUCUGGGACAUCAGCUCCUUGCUCGCGCAGCCGGUGCCAACACGUUGAAGAUGAAGUUCGGUAACCGUGGCCACAACAUCCCAUGCACGAACCUGUUGUCAGGGAGAUGUUACAUCACCUCACAAAACCAUGGAUUCGCUGUUGACUCCAUGACACUCCCAGACGGGUGGGAGGAGCUGUUCGUCAAUGCCAAUGAUGGCAGCAACGAAGGUAUCCGACAUGUGUCUCGACCAUAUUUCAGCGUGCAAUUUCACCCCGAAUCGACCCCGGGCCCCCGGGACACCGAGUUCUUGUUUGACGUCUUCAUUGAUGCCAUCAUGAAGUGCAUUGACUCGGUGGAAGCCCUGUUGGAACCCGUCAGUUUCCCGGGUGGUACUGUCGAAGAAAAUGAGCAAGCCCACCCUCGGGUCAACGUCAAGAAAGUCCUUGUUCUCGGAAGUGGCGGUCUCAGCAUAGGCCAAGCUGGAGAAUUCGACUACUCGGGAAGUCAGGCUAUCAAAGCCUUGAAGCAAGAGGGUAUCUACACUGUAUUGAUCAACCCCAAUAUUGCCACCAUACAGACUUCGAAGGGCUUAGCAGACAAAGUCUAUUUUCUACCGGUGAAUGCAGAUUUCGUUCGCAAGGUCAUCAAACACGAACGACCAGAUGGUGUCUACUGCACGUUUGGUGGCCAGACAGCUCUGCAAGUGGGGAUCCAACUUAAGGAUGAGUUCGAAGCUCUAGGAGUCAAAGUUCUUGGAACUCCGAUUGAUACCAUCAUCGUCACAGAGGACCGUGAACUCUUUGCUCGAAGUAUGGAGUCCAUUGGAGAGAAAUGUGCCAAGUCAGCCUCCGCCUCGAGCUUAGAAGAAGCAAUGCGUGUUGUACAGGACAUCGGCUUUCCCGUUAUCGUGAGAGCAGCCUACGCCCUAGGAGGCCUCGGCAGCGGUUUCGCCGACAACGUUGAUCAACUACGCGAGCUUUGCACAAAAGCUUUCGCAGCAAGUCCGCAAGUCCUUAUUGAGCGAAGUAUGAAGGGCUGGAAGGAAAUUGAGUACGAGGUGGUCCGAGACGCCCGCGACAACUGUAUCACUGUGUGCAACAUGGAGAAUUUCGACCCCUUGGGCAUCCAUACUGGCGACUCGAUUGUUGUUGCACCGUCUCAGACGCUGUCAGAUGAAGACUAUAAUAUGUUGCGUACAACAGCAGUCAAUGUCAUCCGUCAUCUUGGCGUUGUGGGAGAAUGCAACAUUCAGUACGCACUCAACCCGUUCUCCAAGGAGUAUUGCAUCAUCGAAGUCAAUGCCAGACUAUCGCGAUCUUCAGCCCUUGCAUCAAAGGCUACGGGCUAUCCUCUGGCAUUUAUCGCAGCCAAGCUGGGCUUGGGAAUCCCAUUGAAUGAGAUCAACAACUCGGUAACGAAGAAAACAGUCGCUUGCUUCGAGCCGUCACUUGACUAUGUCGUCGUCAAAAUUCCACGCUGGGAUUUGAAGAAGUUUACCCGCGUGUCUACACAGCUGGGUUCUUCGAUGAAGAGCGUUGGCGAGGUCAUGGCGAUCGGUAGGACAUUCGAGGAGGCCAUCCAAAAGGCUAUACGUUCGGUUGACUUCCACAACCUGGGUUUCUCCGAUGUGUCCAAUCCUCUGAUGUCUGUCGACGACGAAUUGCAAACGCCCUCGGACCAGCGCAUGUUUGCAAUCGCGAACGCCAUGCACGCAGGCUAUUCCGUAGACAAAAUUUGGGAGAUGACCAAGAUUGACAAGUGGUUUCUCUCGCGACUUAAGGGUCUCAGCGACUUUGCAAAGCACAUGUCCACCUUCACUACGACCACCGUACCUCUACCUCUAUUUCGGCAGGCAAAGCGACUUGGAUUCUCGGACAGACAGCUGGCACGCUAUUGGAACUCAAAUGAGCUGGCCGUGCGACGCCUGAGAGCUGAGGCUGGUAUCCACCCCAUCGUCAAGCAGAUUGACACUGUGGCGGCAGAGUUCCCCGCUUAUACGAAUUACCUUUAUCUCACCUACAAUGGCACAGAACACGAUGUCACAUUCAAUGACCAUGGCGUGAUGGUGCUGGGGUCAGGUGUCUACAGGAUCGGCUCUUCCGUCGAAUUCGAUUGGUGUUCGGUGAGAGCCAUCCGUACUCUUCGACAGCAGGGCUACAAGACAGUCAUGGUAAAUUUUAAUCCGGAGACCGUAAGUACUGAUUAUGAUGAGGCAGACAGGCUCUACUUCGAGAACAUCAACCUCGAGGUAGUCCUGGAUAUCUAUCAACUCGAGUCAUCUAGUGGUGUGAUUAUUUCCAUGGGUGGGCAGACACCAAACAACAUUGCGUUGCCCCUGCAUAGACUGAACGUGAGGAUUCUGGGCACAUCGCCAGAGAUGAUCGACUCGGCGGAGAACAGGUACAAGUUCUCCCGUAUGCUCGACCGGAUCAACGUGGACCAGCCAGCCUGGAAAGAACUUACCAGCAUUGACGAUGCCCUGGACUUCUGUGAGAAGGUGAAAUAUCCCGUUCUCGUCCGACCAUCCUAUGUACUUUCGGGCGCAGCGAUGAACACGGUAUAUUCAAAAGACGACCUCGAAAGUUACCUCAACCAAGCAGUGGCUGUGUCGAGGGACCACCCAGUUGUGAUUACAAAGUACAUUGAGAAUGCCAAAGAGAUCGAGAUGGACGCGGUCGCCAAGGAUGGCGUUAUGACAGGACAUUUUAUUUCCGAGCAUGUUGAGAACGCCGGUGUCCAUUCGGGAGAUGCAACGCUCAUAUGUCCCCCGCAAGAUCUCGAGCCUGAGACCAUUGCCAGGAUUGAAGAAGCAACACGAAAGAUCGGGAAUGCGCUUAAUGUCACAGGUCCCUUCAACAUCCAAUUUAUUGCGAAGGACAACGAGAUCAAGGUCAUCGAAUGCAACGUGCGCGCUUCGAGAUCCUUCCCCUUUGUCUCGAAGGUCAUGGGCGUUGAUCUUAUCGAAAUGGCCACCGAUGUCAUCAUGGGCAAGUCUGUUACUCCAUACCCACCCGUGAAUCUCCCGCCAGAUUACGUGGGUGUCAAGGCGCCACAAUUCUCCUUCUCUCGCCUCUCCGGAGCCGAUCCGGUCUUGGGUGUCGAGAUGGCGUCAACUGGAGAAGUUGCCUCAUUCGGGCGAGACCGUUAUGAAGCGUACAUCAAGGCAACCAUCUCGACCGGCUUCAAGCUGCCCGAGAAGAACAUCCUCCUCUCCAUUGGAUCAUUUAAAGACAAGAUGGAAAUGCUUCCAUCAGUCCGCAAGCUGCACCAAAUGGGCUAUAAGUUGUUCGCGACGUCGGGCACCGCUGAUUUCCUUGAGGAGCACGGGAUCAAGGUCAAGUACCUGGAAGUUCUCGGUAGCGAGGAAAAAGACCAGAAGUCUGAAUACUCGCUGAGCCAACAUCUGGCCAGCAACAUGAUUGAUCUCUACAUCAACCUGCCCUCCAACAAUAGAUUCAGGAGACCUGCCAAUUACAUGAGCAAAGGAUAUCGGACCCGGAGAAUGGCAGUCGACUACCAAACCCCUCUGAUCACCAACGUCAAGGUUGCGAAGAUCCUGAUCGAGGCUCUGGCCAGGCACUAUGACUUGAACAUCCGCAAUAUCGACUUCCAGACAAGCCACCGGACUGUUGUGCUUCCAGGGCUCAUCAAUGUCGCUGCAUUCGUCCCUGGCAUUACGGAGAAAGGAUCUCCCGACUUCUCUCUUGUCACGAAAGCAUCUAUAGCAGCGGGCUUCAGCAUGAUCCGAGUCAUGCCUGUCGGCAUUGAGGGCGCAGUUACCGAUGCCAGAUCUCUCAAAAUUGCUCAGUACAAUGCAGCCCAUGGUGGAGCCUAUUGUGACUUUAACUUCUCCGUCGCCGCGACGGAUAGCAACUCGGAGCAGAUCAUUCCCGUCAAGGGGGAGGUCGGAUCACUGUUUAUCCCAUUCAAUCAUCUCUCGUCUGGCAACAUCAAUAAGGUCGCGACUGUCACUGCACAUUUUAGCACAUGGCCCUCGUACAAGCCGAUUGUGACCGAUGCAAAGACCACGGACCUAGCGUCGAUUCUUUUACUGGCCAGCCUCCAUGACCGGAAGGUUCACGUUGUGAACGUCACCUCGAAAGACGACAUCAGCCUCAUCGCGCUGUCCAAGGAGAAGGGUUUGAAAGUCACCUGUGAUGUAUCAAUCUACAGCCUCUUCCUGUCACAAGCAGAUUAUCCGGACUGUCCCGCGCUGCCUACGCUUGCCGAUCAAAAAGCGCUGUGGGACCAUCUGCCCAUAAUUGACGUUUUCUCCAUCGGCAGCCUCCCAUACCAGAUUGCAGGCGACAACGCGGUGCCCACCGUCGGCAUUACCGAUGCUCUUCCACUGCUACUCACAGCGGUCUCGGAAGGAAAGAUGACCAUGGAGGACGUCACCAAACGUCUCCACGACAAUCCGAAGGCCAUCUUUGAACUGCACGAUCAGAGUUCCACCUCUGUCGAAAUCGAUAUCGAUCGACCGUAUGUGCUCCAGGUCGGAGAUGUGUGGUCGCCCUUCGUAGGAAGAACAUUGAGAGGGUCGGUCUCAAGAGUCAUGUUCCAAGGGCAUACUGCCUGUCUGGAUGGCGAGGUCCUUCUCGACGGUCCUCGAGGCUCUGACAUGUCGUCACACCUGAUUCAUCCUCUCGCAGCCGUGGCUGGCUCGACCUCACCGGUAAUUCAACCGCAGGUCGAAAGUCCAUUGGACAGACGGACUUCGGUCCUGGACAAUAGACGCGUGUCAGUAAGCGCAAGAAGCAGGCCCAUCGUCCGGGCCCGGCCCAUGGAGGAGCUCCAACCGGCACCGGCGACGGCAACCAGUCCCAUUCUCCCCGCUGUGGCGCCCUUGUAUCAACCACAGCCCCAAUCUACCAUAUCCCCCUCGCUACUGUCCCUCCUCGCCUCAUCACCGUUCAAGAACCGCCACGUCCUCUCUGUCAACCAAUACACCCGCCAAGAUCUGCACAUCCUCUUCACGGUGGCGCAAGAGAUGCGCCUGGGCGUCCAGCGCCAGGGCAUCCUCCCCAUCCUGCAGUCACGCGUGCUAUGUACCAUGUUCUACGAACCCAGCACACGGACAUCCGCGUCCUUCGACGCCGCCAUGCAGCGCCUCGGCGGCCGCACUAUCGCCAUCAACACCGACCACUCGAGCACGCAGAAGGGCGAAUCCCUACCAGACAGCAUCCGCACGCUGGGCUGCUACGGCGACGCAGUGGUCCUUCGCCAUCCGGACAACGACUCGGCCGCCACGGCUGCCAAAUUCUCCCCAGUCCCCAUCAUCAACGGCGGCAACGGCAGCCGCGAGCACCCCACACAAGCGUUCCUGGAUCUCUUCACCAUCCGCGAAGAAUUGGGCACCGUCACAGGCCUGACCGUCACCUUCACGGGUGAUCUCAAGUACGGCCGCACGGUCCACUCGCUCGUCAAGCUGCUGCAGUACUACGAAGUGCGCAUCAACCUCGUCUCACCUCGUGCACUGGCGCUGCCGGACGAGGUGCGCGAUCAGAUCGUCUCGUCCGGUCAGUUGGCCAUCGAGGCAGACACGCUCACGCCCGACAUCGUCGCAAAGAGCGAUGUCUUGUACUGCACGCGCGUCCAGAAGGAACGAUUCCCCUCCCUGGAAGAAUACGAGCGGCUGAAGGACUCGAUGAUCGUGGACAACGCCGUGCUGAAGUACGCCAAGAGCAGCAUGAUCGUCAUGCACCCGCUGCCCCGGAACCGCGAGAUCAGCGAGGAAGUGGACUUCGACCAGCGCGCCGCCUACUUCAGACAGAUGCGCUAUGGGCUGUACACGAGGAUGGCGCUGUUGGCGCUCGUGCUCGCACAUUGA